Messenger RNA from Trichoderma citrinoviride, 1755 nucleotides. RefSeq lists its product as hypothetical. Gene Ontology annotation, molecular function: protein binding; phosphatidylinositol binding; superoxide-generating NADPH oxidase activator activity. Lineage: Eukaryota; Fungi; Ascomycota; Sordariomycetes; Hypocreales; Hypocreaceae. Bases 1 to 1755 code for a protein of 584 amino acids. The record is from RefSeq and is a predicted model, not a curated record. Gene Ontology annotation, biological process: superoxide anion generation. The transcript has 4 exons.
AUGGCCUUCCUGCAGGCUCUUCGCCGGUCUAUCAAGGGCGACAAGGAGAAACAACACAGCAUCUCCAUCACCCCCAAGGCUGCUGUCGCCAUCGUUCCGCCCAAGAAGGUCAUCCGAGCGCUCUACGACUACGAGGCCCGCUCCGCUCAGGAGCUCAGCUUCUCCAAAGGCGACUUCUUCCACGUCAUCGGCCGCGAGGACGAUCCCGACUGGUACGAAGCCUGCAACCCUGCGCUGCCCGACGCGCGAGGACUCGUGCCCGUAGCCUACUUCCAAGCCCUGGGCAAGACCGAGCGCGACAGCCACACGUCCGACGGUCGCCCGUCCACCGCCAACAAGAACCCUGACCACGACUCUGGCUACGGCGAGGUCAACUCCGCCAUGCAGUCCCCGGGCUCGUCCGCGUCGGCGGGCCAGCGCAUGUCCAAGUCCGCCAAGCAGGGCGCCAUGGUCUACGGCGUCGUCAUGUACGACUUCAACGCGGAGCGCUCCGACGAGCUCGAGGCCAAGGCCGGCGAGGCCAUCAUCGUCAUUGCCCAGUCCAACCCGGAGUGGUUCGUCGCCAAGCCCAUUGGCCGGCUCGGCGGCCCCGGCCUGAUUCCCGUGUCCUUUAUUGAGCUCCGUGAUAUGGGCACGGGCAAGGCCAUUGAGAAUCCCGGAGAGGCCAUCCGGAAGGCGGGCGUGCCCAAGGUGGAGGAGUGGAAGAAGAUGGCCACUGCCUACAAGAACAGCAGCAUUACCCUGGGCAAGUUUGAGGGCGGAGGACCAUCCCAGCCGAUUGAGCAGGGCAUGGAGCGCCUGAGCAUCCAGAAUGCCCCUCAGGUGAGUUGCGCUUCCAUCACUUGUUCCCAUUUCCUCUCCAUCUGCGUUAACGACCCCCAACAGCCCCUAGCCCCCAGCGGCCCCCCUCAGCCUGCUGCCCAACCCCAGCAGACCGAGUUUGUUUCCAGCGCGACGACGGAACUCUACGCCCCCAUCUCUGCCCGAAUACCCCGUUACUGCUUUGCAGAAGACAAAUAUUGGUUUGUUAUCGAGACGCAGCUCGAAGAUGGGCGGCACUGGGAGCUGUCCCGGUACUACGAGGACUUUUACGACUUCCAGAUUGCCCUUCUCACCGAGUUCCCUGCCGAGGCAGGCAACACUGGAACCCAGAAGCGAACCCUCCCCUACAUGCCCGGCCCCGUGAGCUACGUGACAGAUGCCAUCACCGAGGGAAGGCUGCAUAACCUUGACGCAUACGUCAAGAACCUGCUGAACCAGCCCCCCUACAUCUCCCGAUGCACGCUUGUCAAGCAGUUCUUCGCCCCUCGAGAAGGCGAUUAUGAGAUGGACCCUGCCACGAUCGAGCAGGAAUACCGGCUGUCCCAGGGCUCUCACGGCUCGUCGUCUGGGUCACAUGCUAACCCCGACUCACUACAGUCAUCGCGAAAUAACCUGAGUGGAAGUGGAUACAACGGUCUCUCGGCUACCCCGAGACAAGUGAGCAAUCCGCAACAAGGACAAGCCUCGGCCGCCAUGAAGAUCAAGAUGUACUACAACGGCGACCUGAUUGCCAUCCGGGUCCCCACCAACAUCCAGUUCCAGCAGCUGUGCGACAAGGUUCGAGAUCGGCUCAAGGUGUCUCCCAACGAGCAGGUUCAGCUGUUUUACAAGGACGAGCAGACGGGAGACAAGCCCAGCCUGACAAGCGAUGCCGACCUAGACUACGCCCUCGAGCGCAACGAGAAGCUGAUGCUGUACGUUGAAGUGGUGUAG